Cervus elaphus (red deer) is the source of this 777-nucleotide messenger RNA. It is a transcript of the gene MRPL30, whose product is annotated as mitochondrial ribosomal protein L30. Lineage: Eukaryota; Metazoa; Chordata; Mammalia; Artiodactyla; Cervidae. Gene Ontology annotation, molecular function: structural constituent of ribosome. Bases 201 to 686 code for a protein of 161 amino acids. The transcript is spliced from 6 exons. The record is from RefSeq and is a predicted model, not a curated record. Gene Ontology annotation, cellular component: large ribosomal subunit; mitochondrion. Gene Ontology annotation, biological process: translation.
GCAAGAAUACUGGAGUGAAUUGCCAUUUCCUAUUACUCCAAGGGAUCUUCCUGACCCAGGGAUCGAACCCUCAUCUCUUGCCUCUCCUGCAUUGGCAGGCGGAUUCUUUACCUCUGCACCACCUGGGAAGCCCCGCAUUUAUUUUCCUGGCUUUUCAUCUGUGCGAGAGAAAGCCUCUAAGGAGAGCAGCCACCACAUCCAUGGCAGGGAUUUUGCGCUCAAUAGUUCAGAGGCCCCCAGGGAGACUUCAAACGGCAACAAAAGGUGUGGAGCCUCUUAUUUGUACAGAUUGGAUUCGUCACAAGUUUACGAGGUCAAGAAUUCCAGAUGAAGUUUUUCGGCCUUCACCUGAAGAUCAUGAAAAAUAUGGUGGGGAUCCACAGCAACCUCAUAAACUGCAUAUUGUUACCAGAAUAAAAAGUACAAGAAGACGUCCAUAUUGGGAGAAAGAUAUAAUAAAGAUGCUUGGGUUACAAAAAGCACAUACUCCUCAAGUUCACAAGAAUAUCCCUUCAGUGAAUGCAAAACUGAAAGUGGUUAAACAUUUGAUAAGAAUCAAGCCCCUGAAGCUGCCCCAGGGUCUCCCAACAGAGGAGGACAUGUCUAACACGUGCCUGAAGAGCACUGGCGAGCUGGUGGUGCGCUGGCUUCUGAACCCCGCGGACCAGGAAGCGAAGAAGUGCUGACAGCCCAGAAGCUUCAGAGUAGAAAGUGGAAGUCAUUUCUAUUUAAAGAUGGUGAGAAAGUGUUCUCAUUAAAAUGUUUAAAAAAUUCUAA